Messenger RNA from Ziziphus jujuba (common jujube), 1362 nucleotides. RefSeq names its product gibberellin 3-beta-dioxygenase 3. Gene Ontology annotation, biological process: response to light stimulus; gibberellin biosynthetic process. The transcript is spliced from 2 exons. Gene Ontology annotation, molecular function: gibberellin 3-beta-dioxygenase activity. NCBI's taxonomy places the organism in Eukaryota, Viridiplantae, Streptophyta, Magnoliopsida, Rosales, Rhamnaceae. The coding region runs from base 43 to 1206 and encodes 387 amino acids. The record is from RefSeq and is a predicted model, not a curated record.
UCUCUCUCUCUCUCUCUCACACAUAAAGCACCACCUCAUUUCAUGACCAAAUUAACCUCUGCUUCUCAUUUUAGAGAAAUUUUCCAAAGCAUGAAUUCUAUAUCAGAAUCCUACAAAAACACCCAUAUGAUUCCAUUAGACUUCAAGGCUGUUCUUGGAUUGCCUGACUCUCAUACUUGGACUCCUACCCCAGACUACCCACCCGAUAACCCAUUGACUACCAAUUCAGUACCUGUAAUUGACCUCUUUGACCCCAAUGCAAUUUCUCUCAUAAGACAUGCCUGUGAGAGAUUGGGUGUCUUCCAAGUAAUCAACCAUGGCAUUCCCAUCGACCUGCUUAAUGAACUGGAGCUCCAAACCCGUCGACUAUUCUCACUUCAGGCGGAACGAAAACUCCGUGCCGUCCGAUCACCGGAUGGAUUCACCGGGUACGGGCUUCCCCGCAUUUCCACUUUCUUUUCGAAGAUGAUGUGGUCGGAGGGUUUUUCCAUCAAGGGUUCUCCGGUGGAACAUGCUCGCCAACUUUGGCCACAUGACCACACCAACUUCUGUAAUGUGAUGGAAGCCUGCCAAAGGGAAAUGAAGGGAUUAUCCGAACAGAUGAUUGGGCUAGUGCUUGGGUCACUGGGUUUAACCCCUGAAGAUAUAAAAUGGGUCGAGCCCAGAACUGGGUCCAGACAAGCUCAAGACGUUCUCCAAUUAAACUCUUACCCGGUUUGUCCUGAUCCGAGUAGGGCAAUGGGCUUAGCACCUCACACAGACUCGUCCUUGCUUACUUUGCUAUACCAAAGCAACGACACUGGCGGUCUCCAAGUCCUUGUCGAGACUCUUGGUUGGGUCCCGGUGAAUCCGAUAAGUGGUGCAAUCGUUGUGAACGUUGGUGAUUUGAUGCAUAUACUCUCCAACGCACGCUUCAAGAGUGCAGUGCAUCGUGCGGCUGUCAACAAGAUACACCAUCGCGUCUCGAUUGCAUACUUCCAUGGCCCACCAAGUGACGUCAAGGUAUCACCGUUGACUCAGCUGACUGACAUUGAUCACCCUCCUCUAUAUCGACCGGUUACCUGGAAAGAGUACUUGGAUGCAAAGGCAACGCAUUUCGACAAGGCAUUGGAGGUGAUAAGGAACAACGAUUUACGUAAAUCAUCACCAUUAUCACCACCACCAUCUUGUAUUGUGGGGCCCAAAGAUGAACACAAUUUGCUAUAGUGCAACAAAACUUGACGAAUCGCAUUGGCAAUUGAUACUCUCUUAAUAGAUUCUGUGGAAACAGAAAGCACUUUGGUAUAUGAGAAAUUUCUUGUAUGAUUCACGAAGCACUUUCGUAUUUGAAAUUCUUUCAUAUAUUAAUCAUAAUUCAUACAA